AUGAGCUCGCCCUCUGCUCUCACGGUGGUGUAUCCGCCUUCAUUCCAGAACUCGUUCUGGUCCUAUCCAUCCUACCGACCGGGCGCCCAGAGCCUGUAUGCCAAGCUGCAGGCAGGUCUGGACGAGAACGAAUCGAUACUCGCCUUUGUCGCCCAUCGCGCAGAGCUCGAGUACAAUCACGCAGAAGCGCUCGCCACGCCGCCACCAGCCCCGUCCUUCCCUGCGCCCCUCUUCCGACAGGCUGCCGGCAUCCUCCAUGAGGUGCUGCCCAUCGAUAGCGCUGGCGGCUCAGCUGCUACGCGCGGCUUUGCCGCCAACUCGUCGGCCACCUCGCGCGCCUUCCGCAUGAUCCAGGCCGAGACCAACACGGCCCACGCCAACGCGCACGGAAAAGUGGCACGUCACCUCGAAAAGUCGAUCCUCGAGCCGUUCGGAAGGUGGGCCGCCGAUCACCGCACGCGCGUCACCCAGAGCUGGGAGCAUGUCGACGCCACGCUCGCCCGCUUCGAGCGACAGAAGAGCGAGGUGGACAAGCUCAAGCACAGCUACGAGAACAAGUGCCGCGCCGCCGACGAGGCCGAAGACGAUGCGCGCUUUGCUCCGAUCGAUGAGGCCGACCUGCCCUCGCCGCCUCCCUCCCACGCCUCGGACUCGACGCUCCGCCCUCCCGCCGCUGCGGCGCACCCUCAGCGCAGAAGCGUGUCCGGAGAUAGCACCAAGUCCAUCGACUCGCACCCCGACGAGACCGACGACCCAGACAGGCUCAAGCGCCGCGAAACGCUGCGAAAGCAGUUUGGAUUCUCCCAGCGCGCCACCUCGGCCACGCAUUCGCCGCCUGCCCAUGCCGCGCUCGACGGCGUCAAGCUGCCUCCGCUCCCCACCGAGACAGAGGGAGAGGCCAUGGAUGCCAGCGCUGCCUCUCUGGCGCCUCCAGCACCCCACGCAACGAGCCUCAAACGAUCCGGCACCAUCUCGGCCCUUGUAAGCUCGGCCGUCGAGAAGAUGCCCGCUCCGCUCAAGGCAGCCGUCGGCGGCGUCGUCUCGGCCGAACCUCGCCACGCCAGGCUCCGCCGCGACGCCGACAACGCCGAAAAGGUCUACGAGGAGGCCGUCAGAAACCUGGACCGAACGCGUUGCCAGCUCGAGGAGGUCCUCUUUGAGCACUACGGCCUCACCCAGCGCUGGGAGGCCGACCGCAUCCGUGCCGUGCAUUCCGUGCUCGCCUCCUACAAUCACGCUGUCGCCGCCGAAAUCCCCAUCCUGCAGCAAUCCUCGGCUCGCUCCUUCCAGUCCUCCCAAGGCCUCGACCCCUCGCUCGAGCUGCGCGCUUUGAUCAGACAGGCAAGGACUGGCCCCUUCCGCCCGGCCAUCGAACGCUUCCAACCCUACUACCACGACGAGACCUCGCUCGGCCGCAAGGUGGGUCCCCACGGCGUCGCGCAUGCAUGGCUCGUCAAGAACGGCGGCUUCGGUCUCGACCUCUCGCUCGUCGAGCGUCUCGAGUAUCUCGAACGCCUCGAGCACCAGCCUUCCGCUCCCGAGAGUGACAACCCCACUCAGCUCGCCACGGUCCCGCCCGUCCUCGCUGCGCUGCUCGCCGCUUUGGACCGCGCAUAUGCCGACGACGAGCGUUGGACCGCUCUCGCAAAGGCCUUUGCCGCGGCCAACGCGCCAGCCGCGCCUGCUGACCAAAGUUCGGAAGACCAAACCGCCAAAGAUGAGGCCGCCGACGAACCGGACGCCAAGCUCAUCGGCCAGGAAAAACGCAAGAUCUGGAUCCUCGAGGUGCCUCUGCCCAUCACGCAUCGUCUGCGCGAUGCGCUCAUUGCACACCUCAACCCGUCUCUCGCCGACCUGAUCUACGGCGGCACCAACGGCACAAAGGCAGCCGAUGCUGCCGAGUCUCCGGCGAACAUCAUCCCAGAGAAGCUUCUCGACUCGUACGAUGCGCCCGUGCUGGCGGCGUGCAUCAAGCUCUGGCUUCUCGAGCUCGAACACAGCCUCAUCACCGAGGAGCUGUGGGACCAGAUCGACGCCAUCUAUCGAGCAGCUGCGGGUCAGGAGCUCGAAGCGCUUUCUGCCGCCACGCCCGUCGUCGGCAGCUCCGAGGAGGGUGCUGCUGCGGCGAAGGACGGCGAGCCGGCUGCGACGCCCAAGGCCUCGGCCAUCAAGCGGCCCGAGGUGGACGGGGCGACCAAGGCCAAGAUCCGUGCCGGCGUGCUCGAGGAUCUGCGUGUGGUGCUCAACAAGCUGCCACGCAUCCACCUCGCGUGUCUCGACGCGCUCUUCUCGCACCUGCACCGUCUCGUCGCCUCGACCCAGGCGGCGGAGGCGGACGCAGUGUAUGCCAACAAGCUCGGGCUGGCGCUCGGCCGCGCACUGGUGCGGCCCAGGCACGAGUCGGCGUACACGCUCUCGUCGCAGAUCGGCACGCUGGUCGUGUACGACCUGCUGCACCACUACGACGACAUCCUGCCGGAGCUCGUUGAGAAGAAGCGCACCGAGGCGGCGGCGGCAGCUGCAGCGAGCCCCAACGCCAAGGGUGCGCCGGCCGACGGGCAGCGACGCAUGCCGAUCCGCAAGCGCACCAAGCCCAUCGACCAGCGCAUCUCGCGCUCGUCGAUCGGCAGCGAUCUGCAGCAGGGCGCGCGCAAGCUCAUGCAGCAGAUGGACGAGCGCGAGCGCAGCAAGGUCGAGCCGACGCCCAUCGUCACGUCGAGCGAUGCAGCCACUGCCGAGGCCAAGCGCGACGACGACAUUGCGGCGCCCACCCCGCUGGCCGAACGCGUGCUGGGCGCGUCGGCGGCGGCCAACGAGCCCGCAAAGGAGGCCGAGACCGUGUCGGUGGUCGACGACUCGGCCGAGCAGCACAAGGAGCAGCAGAGCCAAGAAGCUGCCCAGGCGCAGUCGGCCGCCGCUGCCGCAGGCGCCGCCGACGAGCGUCCGCUGUCCAACGUGGCGCGCCUCUCGCGCCAAUUCAACUCGGCCUCAUCCACGGGCUCGGCGGGCUCCAAGCGCUCGAGCCUGGGUGGUGGCGGCCCGCGUGGACCGCGCGCGCCGUCGUCGCGCACCCCAUCCGCCGGCGUCAGCGACCUCGGCGACGCGGAUCUCAAGUAA
This is a messenger RNA of Moesziomyces aphidis, 3117 nucleotides long. NCBI's taxonomy places the organism in Eukaryota, Fungi, Basidiomycota, Ustilaginomycetes, Ustilaginales, Ustilaginaceae. The record is from the annotation of a GenBank genome assembly.